AUGCAAUUUACUGCUUUUGUCCUCAAUUGCGGUUGUUUCGGUCCAUUAUUACUCUUUGGCGUUAAGGUUCCAUUCAAAUAUGCUGGUAUUGCAUUUGCUCUUUCCCAAUCCAUCCCAGGAAUUGUUCUUACAAGCCUUAUUUUCAGCAAAAAGUUCAAAACAAUUACAUCAUGGUCCAAUCUCAUCAAGAAGCCAAUUUACGAUACAUACAUUGGUUUAAAGAUUGGUACUCCAUAUAUUUUGAACGUUAUCAUGGGUCUUUUCCCUCUAUUAGUUGCCAUUAAUUUAAUGUCAACAGCUGCAGUUUCACAAGGCGUUAUUGCCCAAUGUGGUCCAUGUCUUUCUGUUUUCUUCAAGAUCCAGCCACUCGCUAACUGCUUUUCUAUUGCAUUUGGUCAGGGUCUCCUUGGUCCAGGUUCUUAUGCAUUCAGUAGAAAGAAUUAUGACAGAGUUAAGAAGUUGUUUUUCAUUGCUCUCACUGCAAGUUUGAUUCCACAAUUUAUUUGGUUAGGAGUUUUAGUGGGUGCUCCAGUCUCUGUUGCAAAGAUUUGGCUGAGUGAUAAAGCUACAUUAGAAUAUGCUAAGACAAUGAUUCCUAAGCCAUUCAUUACAAAUUGGACAACAGGAGUCAAUGAAAUUGUCACAUCUUUACUUCAAUGUUUAGGUUUUGCAUGGACAGCAAUGACACCAAGUAUUGUUAGAGGUAUAUUCUAUAUUGUUUAUGGCUUGAUUCUUUAUUAUACUAACAAGCAUGAUUCUGUAAGAAUGAUUUACACAUAUUGCUUAAAUGAUACAACAAUUCUCAUUCUUGAUUUCAUCAUUGUUAUCAAACCACUCAUUGAAUUGUACAGAAACCAUGAUUUCAUUGAUAACAAGGAUGAUUCUCAGGAAGAAAGUGCAAACAAAUCUGAGACAAAGGAAGACACAACAACGACUACUACACCUACAGCUGCUACAACACCAUCUAAUGACUCUGAUAAGCCACUCGAGGAGUUGUAA
Messenger RNA from Trichomonas vaginalis G3, 999 nucleotides. Its product is annotated as multidrug resistance protein YPNP-related family. NCBI's taxonomy places the organism in Eukaryota, Parabasalia, Trichomonadida, Trichomonadidae. Bases 1 to 999 code for a protein of 332 amino acids. The transcript has a single exon. The record is from RefSeq and is a predicted model, not a curated record.